This is a messenger RNA of Clarias gariepinus (North African catfish), 2704 nucleotides long. RefSeq names its product carbonic anhydrase Va (gene ca5a). Gene Ontology annotation, molecular function: carbonate dehydratase activity; zinc ion binding. NCBI's taxonomy places the organism in Eukaryota, Metazoa, Chordata, Actinopteri, Siluriformes, Clariidae. Gene Ontology annotation, cellular component: cytoplasm; mitochondrion. The transcript has 8 exons. The record is from RefSeq and is a predicted model, not a curated record. The coding region runs from base 226 to 1206 and encodes 326 amino acids.
AUGGCUCUCGCAACAUUGUAUCGUUCCGUGGAGAAGGUGCAGCUUUAGGUGCGCUCGCGCUCACCUUAUUUCUUUACGUCAUUAUUCUAAUCAAUUAAUUAAAGGUUUAUUUAAAAACAAACAAACAGGAGAAUUGUGGGCCGUUGCUUUGGUUCUUUUUAAGCGUUAAGGCUGUAGUAGAGCAGUAAGUUCUGUGUGUGUGUGUGUGUGUGUGUGUGUUCAGCCAUGGUGCUCCUAGCAGUGUUUACUCGGCAGCUCCACACGAGCCUGGUCCGGCAGGUCCACACGAGCCUAGUCCGCUCGGUCCCGGUCCGGCAGGUCCGCGCGGUUCCGGUCCGCAUGUGUAACCUGUCCGCGUGCUCGAGCAGGUUCGUCCUGUCCCAGACGUGCGGAGCAGCGGACUACAUUCCCAAGCUGCACCCGAUGUGGCAGGAGCCUCUGGAAGUCCCCGGAGGAGAUCGCCAGUCUCCCAUCGACAUCAGCUUACGGAAGAGCGUCUUCGACCCGACGCUGAAGCCGCUGGUGACCCAGUACGACCCCAGAACCUGCCAGCAGAUCUGGAACAACGGGUACUCCUUCCUGGUCGAGUACGACGACACCACAGACAAGUCCAUACUGCGCGGUGGUCCUCUGGAGGAUCAGUACAGGUUGUGUCAGUUCCAUUUCCACUGGGGAGAGAACAACACCUGGGGCUCGGAGCACACCGUGGACCGACACCUCUACCCCGCUGAGCUUCACUUGGUCCACUGGAAUGCGGAUAAAUUCGCGUUAUUUGAGGAAGCCAUCAUGGAGGAGAACGGACUGGCUGUGAUCGGAGUCUUUCUGAAGGUUGGGAAGAGACACGAGGGUCUGCAGAAGCUGGUGGACGCGCUGCCUGCCGUCAGACACAAGGACAGCAUAGUGGAGUUUAAUAAAUUUGACCCGUCCUGCCUCCUGCCUGAGGACAUGAACGAGUACUGGACGUACGCCGGGUCCCUGACCACGCCCCCUCUGACCGAGGCCGUCACCUGGAUCGUCAUGAAGCAGCCGAUUGAAGUGAGCCACGAUCAGCUGGCCGUGUUCAGGAGUCUGUUGUUCACCUCGGCGGAGGAGGACGUACAGAAGAGCAUGGUGAACAACUUCCGGGUCCAGCAGCCUCUGAAGGGCCGAACGAUCCGUUCGUCCUUCACCCCGUUCCUCCAGAAGGUUCCUCACGCCAACCCAUAAACCCUGACCUUGUAGAGUACAGAUGAUGUCAUCAGUCUUGUCCCUGUGAUAGACGGCGCAACAGCGCACGUUUCCGGCUACACGAACCUGAAGUCUGUCCGAUCCUGACACACACGCGGGAUGUUCAGAUACGUUUGAUUUCAUUUGAAAUGUUGGUUUAAUGCAGGAGUUUUGUUUCUACUCGACUCUUUGUGCAGCUUCUGUUCAAAAUUUUUUAACAUUAACUUCUCUUUAACUUUUACUUUUCUGUGGGUGGAGUUUUCUUUCCUGACUGUCUGUACAUGUUACAUGUUUAAUGAUGGAGUAUCACAUGGACAUCUUGGCUACACACUGCCAGUCCAUGGUGUACUGUGUGUGUGUGUGUGUGUGUGUGUGUGUGUGUGUGUGUGGUUUUAUUUCAGCAUGCCUUACUUGUAGCUCUACAGAAAUGUUACACAUUAUUAGUUGGACCUCUCUCUAUAGUGACCAUGGGGGGGAUAGAUGGGGGGGGGGUUUAUUACGACCUCACCCGCGUGUGAAUUUCACUUCCUGCCCUGAUGAGCAGCCGCGGCUAAAACAGAAAUAAAAAUUAGAUUUAAUUAAGGAUUUGUGUUUCUGUACAUCCACACAUUGUACUGUAAAUGUAUUUUAGUUUUUUUUGUUAUAAGGUAUUAAACCCCAUGAGGAGGUAUAACGUUAAUCUUAAUGAUGUGGAUGGUGACGUUUGUGACGUUUCUCUUUUAGAGUAUUUACGGUAGCCAUGCUUCUCCAGAGUGUACGGUAGUUAAAAUGCCGUUGCGUGGCCCAUAAUGCUAAACUAAUCCUUCUAGACAGAUCGGAUUAAUAAUCUAGAGCGAGCUCGUAUCCAGACGGUAACGUUCACGUCACAACACGUCAGCGUCACGCGCGGCCUCUUCUCUUCCUCCGACUUUAUUGUUUUUGGUACUUUCUCUUCUCCCUGCACGUCUUCUACAAAUAAUAUAUCAAUAAUAAUAAUCUAUGUAUAGUUUAUAAGCUUUAAACAUUCUGUAUAUUAUCUUUAACACAUUCGAUGUUCUCAGUUACUAGUGGAGUGUAAAAUACACGCCGUGCCUCCAGCAUUCCGCUCUCACGCCGCCGUCGCCUCCGCCAGCAGGAAGCCGCUGUUUGUUUCUUUGUUUGUUUUUCUUUCUUUGUUUUUAAAUAUAUAAAAUGUGCUCCGAACUGUCCACUGGAGGGCGCUCCAGCACAGUGCUGCAGGUCCUGUGUAUGAUUCAGAUUCCAGCCCCGACCUGCUGCUGUCACACACUGACUUAAAAACAAACUGACGAGUUUAAACCAGAGCAGAAAUGUACCAGGUGCUCAAAACUAUUAGCACCCCGUCCUCUCUCUCACUCACACACACACACUCUUACACCUUAGAGAAACUUCCUCCUUUCACCCAGACCCAGUGGAAGUAUUUCUAAAGUGUGCUGGAAUCUGGAUCUCCAGAACCCGAGAUCACACUGACGGAGCCGCGUGAGCUGCGUGAGCUGCGUGU